Molecule: messenger RNA, 2113 nt
Organism: Vigna unguiculata (cowpea)
Lineage: Eukaryota; Viridiplantae; Streptophyta; Magnoliopsida; Fabales; Fabaceae
Product: sodium transporter HKT1-like
Biological process (GO): monoatomic cation transport; transmembrane transport
Cellular component (GO): plasma membrane
Molecular function (GO): sodium ion transmembrane transporter activity
Source: RefSeq, a predicted model, not a curated record
CCUUAUUCCUCCUACUUUAAUUAAAUACAACCACCAUGACCAACUUUGCCAACUUCAAUCAAAAACAUCAUCGUUUUUGUAGUUUUUUUCCACACAGUCUCAGAUUCCUGCUCCGUUUUGUGGCCUUCCAUGUCCACCCCUUCUUUAUUCAACUCUGUUAUUUUGGGAUACUUUCUCUGCUUGGUUACCUCGCUCUCAAGAACUCAAACCCAAGAACCCCCGUUAGACCAAAUGACCUUGACCUCUUUUACACCUCUGUUUCUGCUUCCACUGUUUCUAGCAUGGUGGCGGUGGAAAUGGAGGUUUUCUCCAAUUCUCAGCUCAUUCUCCUCACCUUUCUCAUGUUUGUUGGCGGGGAAGUUUUCAUUUCCAUGCUUGACCUUCUAUUUGCCAGGUAUAAAUUCAGAAACAGAGUUAGCACCAAUCACUUUCCACCCACACCAGAGAAGCCCCAAGUUCAUGACAACCAUGUUGAGCUCGGUUUAAUCUCUAUUCCUCAACCUCAAUCUGAAAACCAAAAACCUAGUCACACUAACGUUCCCUUUAAGGACACUGAUACACUUACGUAUAACUCUCUUACUUAUCUAACUCUCGUAGUUUUAGGUUACUUUGUGGUGGUUCAAUUGGUUGGCUUCAGUUUGGUGUCUAUGUACAUGACCUUAGUACCAAGUGCAAGACAAGUACUGAAAAACAAAGACAUUAAGAUUGCAACAUUUUCUUUGUUCACCAUAGUUUCCACUUUUGCCAGCUGUGGUUUUGUCCCAACCAACGAAAACAUGAUGGUUUUCAAGAAGAGUUCGGGGCUUCUCCUCCUUAUCCUACCACAUGUGUUUCUAGGUAACACCCUUUACCCUCCAUGUUUGAGGCUGGUGAUUAUGGGUCUAAGAAAGGUGAGCAGAAGAGAGGAAUUCUCGCACAUGCUGAAGAAUUUCAAAGACAUUGGCUAUGAUCAUAUGCUGUCUGGUCUUCAUUGUUGCUUCCUGGUUGCUACUGUUCUGUGUUUGAAUGUUAUACAGUUUGUGAUGUUUUGGUCGAUGGAGUGGAACACGAAAACUAUGGAGGGUUUGAAUUUUUACGAGAAAGUGGUGGGGUCGUUGUUCCAAGUUGCAAAUGCCCGACACGCUGGUGAGUCUGUGUUCGAUCUGUCUUCACUGUCUUCAGCCAUACUGGUGGUCUUCGUUGUGAUGAUGUACCUUCCGCCGUACACUUCAUUUUUACCUGUAAUGGAGGAGAAAAAUGAUGGCAAGAGAAAACGAAAAAGCGCAGUGGAGUGUGUUGUGUUUUCUCAACUCUCUUAUUUGGCGAUUUUCGUUAUUCUGGUUUGCAUCACUGAGAGCAGAAGCUUGAAAGAGGAUCCACUCAACUUUAACGUGCUCAACAUCACCCUCGAAGUCAUCAGUGCUUAUGGGAACGUAGGGUUCUCAACGGGAUACAGCUGCGCCAGGCGAUUGAAAGACGAUGGCACCUGCAGAGAUUCAUGGGUUGGGUUUUCUGGAAGAUGGAGUAACAAAGGAAAGUUCAUCCUUAUCUUGGUCAUGUUCUUUGGGAGGCUCAAGAAAUUCAACAUGAAAGGUGGCAAAGCGUGGCACCUCUCUUAGCUAAGUUUAUUCUCAAACACCUACACUGCAUGCAUGUAUGACUAAAACAUAGUUAGAAGUUGUUCCGUCCGGAAGCACUGGAAGAUGCAAAAUUAAUAUGUUGUCUCGGAAUAUCAUUGAUGUGAAUAUUUAUUAUUAGACUACAAUUUAUAUGGAUCUUAUUCCGGAGCAUAUAAUACUUUCUUUAUCUUAUCAACGAUUUUAAAAUGGGUCAAAUGUAAAGCAUAUAUCUGCAUAUGAAAUAGACCCUUUUUUGUCUUAUCUCGUCCAAAUGUGAUUAUAUAUAAAGCUAAAAAAUAGUUAGAUUUGGAAUCUUAGCAUUUUAACUUAAGAUCCAUAUGAAAUGAUAUGAAAUGAAAUCUACUAUUCGAAUCAUUGACGAUUUAUUUGAAUAUAAGUCUUAAAUUAAAUCAAAAUAAAAAAGUUAAAUAGUGUAUAAUGAAAAAGAUUCGUUAAGUCGAAAACGAUUGUUGAUAUCUAACAUAGAUAUAGAUCAGACUCGUAUCUUACUAAUA